CCAUGUGCCUCUCAGCAGGUCUCUGCCAUGGGUAACAGGGGAACAAGCAAUCACUCAGAAGGAACUGACUUCAUUCUUGUAGGUUUCAGGGUUCACCAAGAGCUUCACAUCUUCCUCUUCCUGCUAUUUCUGCUUGUAUAUGCCAUGAUCCUUCUAGGAAACAUUGGGAUGAUAGCCAUUAUUACAACUAACCCCCAGUUGAACACACCAAUGUAUUUCUUCUUAGGAAACCUGUCCUUCAUUGAUCUCUUCUAUUCAUCUGUUAUUGCACCCAAGGCUAUGAUAAACUUCUGGUCUGAGAGCAAGUCCAUCUCCUUUGCGGGCUGUGUGACCCAGGUCUUUCUCUUUGCCCUUUUCAUUGUGACUGAGGGAUUUGUCCUGGCAGCCAUGGCUUAUGAUCGCUUCCUUGCCAUCUGCAAUCCUCUUCUCUACUCUGUUCAGAUGUCAGCACGUCUCUGCACUCAGUUGGUGGCUGGAUCCUAUUUCUGUGGCUGCAUCAGCUCAGUUCUUCAGACCAGCAUGACCUUCACUUUAUCUUUUUGUGCUUCUCGCACCAUUGACCAUUUCUACUGUGAUGACCGUCCACUUCAGAAGAUUUCAUGUUCUGACCUCUACAGUCACAAGAUGGUUUCUUUUUUCUUAUGCAGCAUUAUAAUUUUGCCUACCAUAUUUGUCAUUAUUGUGUCCUAUGUGUAUAUUGUGUCCACAGUUCUAAAGAUACACUCCACUGAGGGACGUAAGAAAGCCUUCUCCACUUGCAGCUCUCACCUGGGAGUGGUGAGUGUGCUGUAUGGUGCUGUCAUUUUUAUGUAUUUUGUUCCUGACAGAUUUCCUGAGCUGAGUAAAGUGGCCUCCCUGUGUUACACCCUAUUCACUCCCAUGUUGAAUCCUCUAAUUUACUCUCUGAGAAACAAAGAUGUCAAAGAAGCUCUGCGAAAGAUCCCUCAGAAAAAAAUAUUUUUAUUUAAUUCUUUCUUAACAGUGAUAUAG
Molecule: messenger RNA, 990 nt
Organism: Choloepus didactylus (southern two-toed sloth)
Lineage: Eukaryota; Metazoa; Chordata; Mammalia; Pilosa; Megalonychidae
Product: olfactory receptor 9K2-like
Exons: 1
Coding region: 28-990 (320 amino acids)
Biological process (GO): G protein-coupled receptor signaling pathway
Cellular component (GO): membrane
Molecular function (GO): odorant binding; G protein-coupled receptor activity; olfactory receptor activity
Source: RefSeq, a predicted model, not a curated record